This is a messenger RNA of Mixia osmundae IAM 14324, 2658 nucleotides long. RefSeq lists its product as uncharacterized. Bases 159 to 2579 code for a protein of 806 amino acids. Gene Ontology annotation, cellular component: kinetochore; spindle; nucleus. Gene Ontology annotation, biological process: meiotic spindle assembly checkpoint signaling; chromosome segregation; protein localization to kinetochore. The record is from RefSeq and is a predicted model, not a curated record. Gene Ontology annotation, molecular function: protein serine/threonine kinase activity; protein serine/threonine/tyrosine kinase activity; ATP binding. Lineage: Eukaryota; Fungi; Basidiomycota; Mixiomycetes; Mixiales; Mixiaceae. The transcript is spliced from 4 exons.
CCCAAGCUGAGUGAGUGCACGCAACGCGCUAAAGGGCGGUCACUCCUUUUCACCUGGGCCGACUCGGAAUAUCGGCAUCACCCUGACUAACACGUGACCCGUCGCGCUGCUCAAACACUGACGGACGAAAGUCGAGAGCUGCCGCCUGCUCGCCUGCGAUGCACGAUGAAGAGGAGCUGGAGGAGCCCGCAUUCGAGAGCGCAUUCCUCAGAGACAUCAUUCAGCUGGAAUCGAGUCAGGAGAAGAGCAACGCAAAUCACAACCGGAUCGCCGACUCUGUCGUCAGCCUAGCUACCUUCAGCGGCAGUGGACGGGGCAUGUCGGAGUUCAGGGACCUCAUGGGCACGUCACGUCAUGAUCAGAGGCCCGGCAUACCUGCGCAAGUCCCCUUGACCGGCCCGGCGGUACCGAGCAAAAGAUAUGCCACAAGUCCUUCAGCGCUUUCUACGUCUCAAGCAGGCAUAGGCACAUACAGCGUCCUCGGCGCUCGCACUACCGGUCUCUCUGCAUUAGCGAGAAGCUUGCAUGCCAAAGACGGGAGCUCAAAUCCGGAGCGACCGAGGCUACAACGUACAGCUUCUGCGAGCAGCUCUGGCCCUGUCAGCACACCGCAGACGACUGCCAUUGCGGGCUCUCUGGAUAGGAAGCGUAAACUGCCAAGCUAUGUACCGGCAGCGCUGACUAGCUCACUCUCGGGUGGGUCAUCCCUUGCACCAUCGUCCAAAUCGACAGACAUACAUCGACCGGAUAUGCUAGACGCCGUCACUAGCCAGGCGAGCACUUCGCUGUCUACUGUCGAGCUGGCGUCCGAUAGUGCAUCCGUCCCAGCUGUUACAGCUGUGACAAUACCGAUUGAAGACGAUGAGAGGACGAUCGUCAAGUCAAGCAGCUCAACAGGCCUGAUAGCAGCCGGACAAGAUGCUGCCCAGCAAUAUGGGCAUGCAGUCUCGACACCAGCCGCACGAUCAGCGUCUAAUCACUUUGCGACUGCUGCGGCUGACAAAGCAACGCCUCAACCAAUGUCUAGCCUCGAGCCAUCAAAUGUCAAAGACACCUUACGGCGGUAUCGCAAUCCGCGCUCUAUCGUGAGGUUGAGUACACUGCCACCAGCAAGACGAGCGCCAGUGCGCGAAGACUCAGCAGAGCCAAGUUCAGAUCGAUCCCACUCGCACUCAAGCAGCGCUUCAGCCAGCCCAGAGAGUCAGCGGUCCGACACUUCGUCAGAGCGCGAGCAACCGUCGCCCAAACUUGUAUCUGGCCCUUCAGAGCCCGUGCGAGCGCCUGUCAGCGCCAGACCGAUACCUCGCAGAGAGGGCAAGACUUUCGGUGACGAUCGCGACAUCCUCGGCGAUUUGCCCCUAGCCCAAGCAAGAACGACGAAUAUUCCCACGCCAGAAGCGCCACCUCGUCAACAUCUAGACUACAAGGUACCCACUAAGACUGAGUCGCCUUUGUAUGCGCCACCAGCACAAGCAACAGCGACGCCUGUACAAAACGGUCAGAUAGCAUCAAAGGGCGAGCGAUCUUCUCGCAAGUCGAGCCAGACCAUCGUGGUCAACGGCAAGGUCUACAUCCGCUCCGCGUUGCUCGGCAAGGGCGGUAGCAGUCGUGUUUAUCGCGUUACCGACGCCGAGCACAAUAUCUUUGCCAUCAAGAAAGUCCAGCUCAAUCGGGGCGAUGAGGAAACGUACACCUCAUUCUGCAACGAGAUUCAGCUGCUCAUCAAGCUCAAAGGUCACAGCCGGAUCAUUCAGCUUGUCGAUUCAGAGGUCAAUGAGCAGCGAAAGACGCUUUACAUGGUCAUGGAAGUCGGGGAGAUUGAUCUAAACAAUUUGCUGCAAGAGAAGAUCGGCCAGCGGGUCAGCAUGAACUUUGUAAGGCAUGUGUGGGAACAGAUGCUCGAAGCAGUCAAAGUCGUUCACGAUGCAGGCAUAGUACAUACCGACCUCAAGCCUGCCAACUUUGUACUUGUGAGAGGCGCGCUCAAGCUGAUCGACUUUGGCAUCGCCAAGGCGAUUCCAAGCGAUACAACCAAUAUUGCUCGAGACUCUCAGAUUGGCACAGCCAACUAUAUGUCGCCGGAAGCCUUGUGCGACUCUGGUCUCGGCCCUCGAGGCGAGCGGAUGAUGAAGCUCGGCCGCGCAUCAGAUGUCUGGUCGCUUGGCUGCAUUCUCUACCAGAUGGUCUAUGGCAUUACACCCUUUGGACACAUCCGGAUUCUGCAACAUAAGAUGAUGGCGAUUCAGAAUCCCAAAUUCGCCAUCGCAUUUCCGUCUCAUGCAAUCCCGACAGAUCGCGAGGGACACCAGGUCUCGGAGGCUGCAGUCGAGGUCGAGCACGACUUGCUGGUCGUCCUGCGGUCCUGUCUCCGCUUCGAUGCGAAGCAGCGUUCGACCAUACCCGCUUUACUCGAAGACCCAUUUCUCCGGAGUCAGCCAUCAAGAGCCAGCGAGGCCACCAUCUUCCGGCUCAUUCGCGCCAAUUGGCUUCGUUACGAGCAAAGCCCUCGAGGUACAGAUAACGAGCGGCUGAGCCUGCUCGAAGACCUAUUUUCCGAGCUUGUGACCAUUACCCAUUGAUAGUGUUGUCGCUUUGUAUGUGUCGUUGUCGGGCGGAGCGGCCACUUGAAAACACGUCGCCCGCGAUAUUGCUCUGCCC